Suncus etruscus (white-toothed pygmy shrew) is the source of this 1852-nucleotide messenger RNA. It is a transcript of the gene STXBP2, whose product is annotated as syntaxin binding protein 2. Gene Ontology annotation, cellular component: plasma membrane; secretory granule. Gene Ontology annotation, biological process: intracellular protein transport; neurotransmitter secretion; vesicle-mediated transport. Lineage: Eukaryota; Metazoa; Chordata; Mammalia; Eulipotyphla; Soricidae. The coding region runs from base 9 to 1790 and encodes 593 amino acids. Gene Ontology annotation, molecular function: syntaxin-3 binding. The record is from RefSeq and is a predicted model, not a curated record. The transcript is spliced from 19 exons.
UGGGGAAGAUGGCGCCCUCGGGGCUGAAGGCGGUGGUGGGGGAAAAAAUUCUCAGUGGAGUCAUUCGGAGCGUCAAAAAGGAUGGGGAGUGGAAGGUACUCAUCAUGGACCACCCGAGCAUGCGCAUCUUGUCCUCCUGCUGCAAGAUGUCUGACAUCUUGGCUGAGGGCAUCACCAUUGUUGAGGAUAUCAACAAACGGCGUGAGCCCAUCCCCAGCCUGGAGGCCAUCUACUUGCUGAGCCCUACGGAGAAGUCAGUGCAGGCCCUGAUCGCAGACUUCCGGGGGACCCCGACCUUCACCUACAAAGCAGCGCACAUCUUCUUCACUGACACCUGCCCAGAGCCCCUGUUCUGUGAGCUGGGUCGCUCCCGCCUGGCGAAGGUAGUGAAGACGCUGAAGGAGAUCCACCUGGCCUUCCUCCCCUACGAGUCUCAGGUCUUUUCCCUGGAUGUCCCCCACAGCACGUACAACCUCUACUGUCCCUUCCGGGCCGGGGAGCGGGUGAGGCAGUUAGAGGCAUUGGCCCAGCAGAUCGCCACCCUGUGCGCCACGCUGCAGGAGUAUCCGUCCAUCCGCUACCGCAAGGGCCCAGAGGACACAGCGCAGCUGGCCCACGCCAUCCUGGCCAAGCUCAAUGCCUUCAAGGCUGAUACCCCAAGUCUGGGCGAGGGUCCUGAGAAAACCCGGUCCCAGCUGCUGAUCAUGGACCGGGCAGCCGACCCCGUGACCCCGCUCUUGCACGAGCUCACGUUUCAGGCCAUGGCCUACGACCUGCUGGACAUCGAGCAGGACACGUACAAAUAUGAGACCACAGGGCUGAGUGAGACCCGGGAGAAGGCGGUGCUGUUGGAUGAGGACGACGAUCUGUGGGUGGAGCUGCGGCACAUGCACAUCGCUGAUGUGUCCAAGAAGGUCACAGAGCUUCUGAAGACUUUCUGUGAGAGCAAGAGGCUGACCACCGACAAGGCCAACCUCAAAGACUUGUCUCACAUUCUGAAGAAGAUGCCUCAGUAUCAGAAAGAGCUCAACAAGUAUUCUACUCAUCUGCAUUUAGCUGACGAUUGCAUGAAGCACUUUAAGGGGACAGUGGAGAAGCUGUGCAGCGUGGAGCAGGACUUAGCCAUGGGCACGGACGCGGAAGGUGAGAAGAUCAAGGAUGCCAUGAAGCUCAUUGUGCCAGUGCUGUUGGAUGCAGCGGUGCCCGCCUACGACAAGAUCCGGGUCCUGCUGCUCUACAUCCUGCUCAGGAAUGGUGUGAGCGAGGAGAACCUGACAAAGCUGAUUCAACACGCCAAUGUGCAGGCCCACAGUAACCUCGUGCGCAACCUGGAGCAGCUGGGGGCCGCCAUCACCAACCCUGGGGGCCCUGGGAACCCCAGCCGUCCGGAGCGAAGGGAACGCCUGGAGCCCACAUACCAGCUGUCCCGCUGGACCCCAGUCGUCAAGGAUGUGAUGGAGGAUGCCAUCGAGGACCGCCUGGACCGGAAGCUGUGGCCCUUUGUGUCUGACCCUGCUCCCAUCACCAGCUCCCAAGCUGCCGUCAGUGCCCGCUUUGGCCACUGGCACAAGAAUAAGGCAGGUGUGGAGACCCGGGCCGGGCCCCGGCUCAUUGUCUGCGUGCUGGGUGGUGUGGCCAUGGCAGAGAUGCGUGCGGCCUACGAGGUGACCCAGGCUACCGAGGGCAAGUGGGAGGUGCUCAUCGGUUCCUCACACAUCCUCACUCCGACCCGCUUCCUGGACGACCUCAAGAUACUGGACCAGAAGCUGGAGGACAUUCCUUUGCCUUAACCUCCUGUCCAUGGCUCCAUCCAGGCCAACUGUCCCCCACUUCUCAAUCAGAGAAAUAAACU